Messenger RNA from Cygnus atratus (black swan), 1536 nucleotides. It is a transcript of the gene MFSD2B, whose product is annotated as MFSD2 lysolipid transporter B, sphingolipid. Gene Ontology annotation, biological process: carbohydrate transport. NCBI's taxonomy places the organism in Eukaryota, Metazoa, Chordata, Aves, Anseriformes, Anatidae. Bases 1 to 1536 code for a protein of 511 amino acids. Gene Ontology annotation, molecular function: symporter activity; sphingolipid intramembrane carrier activity. The transcript is spliced from 14 exons. The record is from RefSeq and is a predicted model, not a curated record. Gene Ontology annotation, cellular component: membrane.
AUGGCCGGGGCUGGGAAGGAUGCCCCGGAGCGCCCGGCGGCGGCGGAAUACAGGCUCUCAGUUUGUGGCAAGUUAUGCUAUGCAAUAGGAGGUGCCCCAAACCAAGUGGCAGGGAGUGCUGCUGCUUUCUUCCUACAGAUCUACCUGCUAGAUAUAGCCCAUAUCACACCGUUCCAUGCCUCUUUGGUGCUGUUCAUUGGCAAAGCCUCAGGAGCAGUUACUGAUCCUGUUGCUGGCUUUUUUAUUAGCAAAAGUAAAUGGACAAAAAUUGGCCGGCUCAUGCCUUGGAUGCUGGCAUGUACACCCUUCACAGUAGUGUCCUAUUUUUUCAUGUGGUACCUGCCUCCUUUUGUAUCAGGAAGAGUUGCAUGGUACCUGACUUUCUACUGCCUUUUCCAAGCACUGACCACACUAUUCCAGGUACCAUAUACUGCUCUCACCAUGUUUCUCAGCACAGACCAGAAGGAGCGAGAUUCUGCAACGGCAUACCGAAUGACCAUGGAAGUUCUUGGGACCUUGAUUGGAGCUGCACUUCAGGGGCAAAUUGUGGCCAGUGCUCAUCUCUCUCAUCACUGCACCAUGAAUCCCCCACUAAACACGACCAGCCCUACCGACUCCUGGCAUGACAGUCCCAGCUUCCCUGAGCCCUCGGACUCCCUGUCCCAUCAAGCAAAAGUUUAUAUGAUUGCAGCAGGGGUUAUAGGAGGUGUGUAUCUUCUGGGAAUUAUCAUUCUUUUUCUUGGAGUAAAGGAAAAAGAUGAUCCUUAUGCCUUGAAUUCAGACAGAGCAAUUCCUUUUUGCAAGGGGCUUGGGCUCACCAUGAAGCAUGGUCCAUAUGUGAAGCUUACAGCUUCAUUUCUUCUCAUCUCAACAGCAGUUCAGCUGGAGCAGAGCAACUUUGUCCUGUUCUGUACUCAUGCAGCCGAUCUUCGCAAUCACUUCCAGUAUUUGGUGGUGACCAUCUUGGUAUCAGCAGCUGUGAGCAUUCCCUUCUGGCAGAAGUUUCUGCAGCGAUUUGGCAAGAAGUGUGCAGCAUGUGGGAUUUCGUGGAUGAUUCCUUUUGCAGUCAUGCUAGUGACCAUUCCAAACCUGAUCCUGGCUUACUUCGUGGCCUUUGUCUCUGGUCUGAGCAUUGCAGCAUCUCUGCUGUUGCCGUGGUCAAUGCUGCCUGAUGUUGUUGAUAACUUCCGCCUGCAGAAUCCUCAUGGAAAAGGACAAGAAACCAUUUUCUAUUCUUCUUAUGUUUUCUUUACCAAGAUGUCAGCAGGAAUUGGCUUAGGAAUUUCUGCUGCCAGCCUGGAGUUUACUGGUUACAAGCCAGGGAUAUGCAGACAGUCCAAUAAUGUGAUCCUCACACUGAAAAUCCUCAUCGGAGCAGUUCCUGCUGUCCUCAUCCUUGUAGGUUUAUUUAUACUUCUCUUCUACCCAAUCACUGAAGAAAGUCGGAAAGAAACAAAGCUUGCGCUGGAAGUGUUAAGAAGGAGCCAUCAAAGCACAGAGAACCUGGAUGACCACAGAGAGGACACCUCGGUCUGA